GUCACUACCGAAGACCUGCGGGCACGAUGGGCGAUUCUCAUUCAGGCAGUGUUUGCGGUCAUCACAAUGUUCGACAGGAAUCAAAGGUACAAGGUGAUCGACAGCUUUCUCAGCAGACAGUUUCCAGCGAUGCAGAUUCUGUGUCAGGACAAGACCGUGGACAGCUUCAUUCCCGAUGCCAGGACAGGAUCACGGACAAGGAUGUCAUGCUAUCCAGAUCUGAACAAGACGUGCUGCCAUCCUACCAACGGGGAGCACGAGUACACAGUUCCAGCCGGGAGGUUCAAGGAGUGCCUCUAUUGCGGGACGGUCUGGAAGGGCGAGAAGUACCAGAUCAGGGCGAAGGACGUGAUCUUUUGGAAUCUCCACGGGACGCGAGAGACUCCAGGCGGAAGCCAAUUAACGACGGGUCAGGCGAAGAGGUACUACGGCAUGGCCAAGUCUGCCUACAACAACUUGCAGCUCGAAAAGCGUGUCUAUGAGAGACGAAUGCAGAAGAGCCGUUUUCUACGACGCCAGCGACGCGGCUUCGACAUCUACGAGAUCUUCGCGGGCGAGUGCGGCAUCGCCCUGCAUGCCGCCGACCGCGCCAACGGCUGGGGCAUGCGAGCUCUCCAACCGGUGGACAAGCUGUUCGGUCAGGGCUUGAAGAAGCAGAAGGCCAGGAAGGUGCUGGAGGACCUACGCGAUGAGGAGCGGUGCUUCAUCACCUUCACGAAGGACAUCUUCGAUAAGCAGAAGGACUACGGCAAUCAUGCCCUGCUUGAGAAUCCCGCUACUGCCGACUCGUGGCGCGAGGAGGCAAUCGUCAAGCUCAGGCAGGACAACUACGAGUGCACCUCUAAUAUGUGCAUGUUCGGCAUGGUCGGCAACCAGGGACUCCCCAUGAAGAAGUUGGUUCGUUGGUUGGGUACGCAUCCACUUCUCAUUCAAGAGCUCGACCGACACUGCGACCACAGCCAUCCACAUGAAGACGUGCAAGGAGGUGGACCUGAUGGCAAGACCAAGCUCUCACAGGUCUACACCUGGCAGCUAGCAGACGCCAUCUGCCGAGGUCUCACCAGGGUCAUCGAGAGCGAGGAGUUCGGACACGGCAUCUACCUGUGCAGUUAUUACCCCGUCUCCUACGACGCUCCAGCCCUUACUGUGCACCACGUCUGCUAUUCGGCUCCCGACAUGGACGAAACAAAGUGGAAGAACAUCAUGCAAUCGGUCGUCGAUGUCAUGAGUCGAAGGAACGCCCCCUCAGCUCAGGUGGCGCAGGACUCAGAGAUGUGGAGGCAGGUGUCCGAGUUGGUUCCCUGGCAGAUCUUGUACAUGCAGGCCGCCUUCCAGCCGCCUACGCACCACGAGAGCGAUUUCAAGACCCAGUACGAUACGGUUUGUUCAUUAUCGGACGCGCUCCAGUCGGCGAAGUAUCAGCACCACCUCGACCACCAGUCGAAGGCGAAUCACGACAGCCAGUACCAGUACCCGACGAACCACAGCCAGACGAACUUCAGCCUCAGCCUGUCCAACAACGGGCUGGCGACGAUGCACCAGAACUUGAGCCACCCGCUGCAGGCUGAUUUCACGAGGUUCCUGAACGCGAGCGACGCGAGCCAGAUUCCAUAUAUGGGUUCGGUCAAUGCUCGUGUUGGUUUGGAUUUCUUUUACCUACCUGAUUCUGCUCUUACGACACAUCAGUUCUUGGGAAUUUUGGAGAUGUCAGGUUUACUGAUGGUGGUGGUUCAUUGUCCGACUCGUGAUCCUAUUCAGGUGCUGGAGAUUUUCAAUUUGGCUUGGUUAUCUUGGGCUGGUUAUCCAGAUCAUGUGGUUUGCGAUCGUGAUGGAGCUUUUCAGGCCGCUUUUGUUGAACAUCUUGAGGCUCACGACGUUCACGUCGAGAAGCCCCCAGCUGAAACUCACUGGCAGUCAGGGCGAGUCGAGGCUAACAUCACACUCUGGAAGCACAUGGCCAAGAAGGUGAUUGAUACGAUGCAGCUUGCCGGAGUUGAGGGCAUGAAGCUGAUGGCACCAGCGAUCAACCAGUCUCGCAAUUCUCGUGUCCGACAAUGCGGUGCUUCACCAUAUCAGUGGACUUUCGGUAAGGACCCGAGGAUCCCCGACAGCAUCACCGAUCCAGCUAACUCUGCCGUCGUACAUAGCGCCAUGACCGCAGAUGCCGAGCUUGCUAAACGAGCCCGAGUACGAGCACUCGCAGACAUGGCAUUCACCGAGUACGACAGGUCCGAGUCUCUCAAGCGCGCGAUGCUUCGAGUUAACCGACCUUACCGGGGAGACUACGCACCGGGAGAUCGAGUGGCUUUCUGGCGCCAGGCGAAGAACAAGAAGGGCAAGCAAUACCCAGCAAGGUUCAUUGUGGCUACUGUGGUCGGCCCUGGUGGUAGUGGCGGUGCCGAUGACAACAAUGUUUGGGUGCAGUCUUCAGGACAUCCGAUCUUGGUUUCAAAAGAACAACUUCGAGAAGCACAUGGUACCGAAUUGUGGAUACCUGAUGAGGAGGACAUGACUGAGCUACGCAAGGCUACUCAAGCACCACCCGAACGAUUUCACGACGAACGUGCGGUACCACCUUCCGAGAUCGACCCGAACGAUGUGAUCGUGUCUGAUCUAGCCGCCGCUCUACGAGAUGAAGGAGGACGUGAACACGUUCGAGGACUUCUACCACCUCCUGCCCAGCCACCGGCUGAACCACUACAGCUAACCGAGGCCAGCGGCUCCGGGGACAACAUGACGGACAACAUAUUGCCAGCUGUUCGGCCACUACCCGAAGACGCUGUGGGAGAUACUCGAGCUGCCCGCCGACCUCGCUUCGCAGAACCAGAGACGCCAACUACACCGCCUACUUCUCAGGCACCAGGUGCGACCUACGCUUGCUUCAACGGCACUGAGCAUAAUUCUGCCAUCCCGAUCUACAUGUGCGAGCAGUAUACCCUUCUCGAGUCGCCCGCUUACGAGGUCUACCUCAACAACAACGGCAGCUUCACUAUGACCAAGAAGGACCAGAAGGCGCUCAUUCGUGAGAUCCCCUACUCGCAGAUCCCUGCAGAUCAGCUACUUCUAUUCCGAGAAGCUCUGGCCCGUGAAUGGUCAUCUUGGCAGCGCUUUUCAGCCGUGGAGGUCUUGGAUUCGAAGACGUCCAAGUCUAUCGAGAGCGACCCCGAGAAGAAGAAACGCAUUAUACCAUCAAGAGUCUGCUAUCGCGACAAGAAUGCCGGACGUGGAGUUUCCGAGAUCGACGCCAAGGCAAGAAUCGUGGGUAUCGGCUACAACGACCCCGAUAUCAUGACUCUCAGACGUGACGCACCAACCCUUACGAGAGCUGUUUUCUACAUCUUGCUGCAGGCGAUCUCGAGCUGGGACUUCAACUUGUUCGGAGGCGACGUGACUACAGCUUUCCUACAGGCCGAUCAGACCAAGGCCCAGCGCGACAAACCGAUUUACCUUCGGCAACCUUCUGAAGGACUUCCAGGUAUUCGACGCGGUGUUCUUCUACUUGUACGACGUGCAAUCUACGGCUUCGUUAAUAGUCCUCGCCUGUGGUGGCGAGAACUUCGUGACUUUCUCAUGCACAUCGGCGGCAAGCAGUGCUUCCUGGACAAGGCCCUAUUCUGUUUCUACAACAAGUCACAUCGCAUUAUCAUGAUUAUCGGCAUCCACGUGGACGACCUCAUCGGAGGCGCAGACGCUCGAGAAGGCUCCAAGCUGUUGGAAACCAUCCGCCAGCGGUUCACUUUCGGCAAAUGGUGGGACAAUAAGUUGACCUACUGUGGCAAGCAUCUCAGUAAUAACGAGAACGGUGCGAUUUUCAUAAACCAGAAGGAGUUUUGUAGUCAAUGCAUCUGCGACGCCUGA
Molecule: messenger RNA, 3858 nt
Organism: Prorocentrum cordatum
Lineage: Eukaryota; Dinophyceae; Prorocentrales; Prorocentraceae
Source: the annotation of a GenBank genome assembly